Paraglomus occultum is the source of this 2541-nucleotide messenger RNA. Lineage: Eukaryota; Fungi; Glomeromycota; Glomeromycetes; Paraglomerales; Paraglomeraceae. The record is from the annotation of a GenBank genome assembly.
AUGUCUUCUUCAACUGAGGUCGAAACUUUUCUAAAGAAACCCGACGAUAGCACUACUGGGGGACAUGUGGUAGAAUUCCUUAAUUCGCGAUUUCGCGAAUUAGAAGACUUGGAGAAGCUUGACAGCAUUUUGAGUAAUAUAAAGAAGCGCGAGGGAGAACUGGAGGAAAAGCGCGUAAAGACGCAAGAAAAAACAACAGAAACGCUCCAAUCGUCUUUAAAAGCCUUUAAAUCGACUGUAGCGCUUCUUGAAGGUUUCCAGGCUACGCGUAUGGAUCUCGAAGAGGAUUUGACUGACCACUGCAGCGAACUCACUUCUUCGAAUUCUUUUGGAAUUUAUCGAAAACCAAACUCUAAAACAUUCCUUCAAGACUUGAUUCUCUUAAACGACAAUAUAACCGAUCUCAAGGCCGCAAAACAGUAUCUGGGAACAGUCAUGGUAGCAGAGGAGCUAAGUAAUCAAGCAACGCAGUUGAUUGAAAAAUCACCACAAAAGGCUCUUGUUCCUUACAUGCAAUUGGCCGAAUUAUCGCAAAAUAUUAGAAAAAAUAAUAAUUAUAGUGACGGAGUGGUUGGCAACCUUGAUGAAUAUUUGAUGAGGACAGUCGAAUCUUUAUUAUUGGAAAUGAGAAGCAGGCUAACAAAAAAAUUCCAGCAGACACUCGAUGCCUUGCAAUGGCCGAAUCCCAUCGAAUUGCCAUACACACCAAACAUGCAUGACAAAAUAGCUGCUUUUCGGAAAGCAUUCAUUGAAUUGUUACUCCUCCAGCGUCCAGUCGAGAAUCUUGAUAAUCGAACUUUGCCGAGAGACUCUACCAAGGGCAAGAACCAAGAACUACCGCGGCUCAUUCCGAUUGAAGUGAUGGUUGAACCCUUGAUUUUACGAUUCAGAUAUCAUUUUGACUCCAAGAGGCGUACUAAUAGAAUCGAUAAGCCAGAAUGGUUCUUUACCUUUGUUUUGAACAUGAUACGUGAUCAUUCUUUGUUCUUCGCUGAAGAAGUACAAAGCAUUCUCCACGAAGCCAAGUUUACGCUUUACAAUGCUAAAAAUGACUUUAUUAGAGCGUUACUCACUGCAAUAACGCAUAAACUCAGUCAUAUAGCACCAUCAUUAUUAAAUACACCGCACAUAUUCUCUCAUACAGUAUUUGAGACUUUACAAUUUGAUCAGACCUUACGAGAAGUUCACUUUUAUGUCCCGCCCGGACUAGAAGAAUGGAAGGGAUGUGUUGAAGUGUUUACUGGACGCAAAGAAUUGUUUAAAGCUUGGCUUCAGGUAGAAAGAGAUUUUGCAGAAGCUCGUUAUAAUGAUAUCGUGCAUGCAGAAGACGCAUGGGACAUUGAUGAAGAUGCAUCGUCAGAAGACGAACUUCGGCCAACAAAAUCAGCAGAAAAGCUAAUCGACCUGUUGGAAUUAAUAACAAGCCGUUACAAACCUCUCCCAAUGUUCAAUAUUCGUAUACGCUUCCUUGUUGAUAUUCAAACAGAACUUCUCGAUGCAUAUGCAAAGAGGAUAGAGUCUGCCGUCAAUGCUUUUGAAAGUAUUGGUCAUUCUAUUAUGAAGGCAGUGCCCGUUGCAGGGGCAGUUUCUGAUAACAAGUGGACAGAGGGUGUUGAGGGAUUGAAACGGUUGUGUCGGUGGUUGAGUGCAGCUAGAUAUGUUUGUGCGGUUAUCAAAGAAUGGGGAGAAGAUCCGUUUUUCUUGGACUUGUGGCACGAUGUCAAUAUCCGUGCUGCCAUGAAUACAGACGUCGCCUCUUUACCCUCUCCUAUACCUUCAGUCAGAUCGUCUGAAGGUGGUGCUCCUGAUGAAGACGAUGAGGCAUAUGACACUUCAAACAAUGAUGGGACUAUAUUUGACGGAUCAGCUGAACCGUAUGAUAGAUUAAUAGAACGAAUAGAGAGGAUAAUUGUCAGGAAUGUAUCCCGAGAAUUUACGAAUGAAGCAAAGGCGUACAACAGAAAGACAACAUGGUCUCGCAAAGAUAUCCACACUUUCGACGCUUCCGUUGCAUUUCCAACAUCACACUUGGAUCCUUCAUUCGAUCCCAAGAAAGCGUUAGAAAUCUCUCCCGAACUCUACACACCACUCGCGCAGCUUACUCAUUCGCUCACUUUUCUUGCUGAUAAUCUCCCUAACAGACUUUUUUUGCAAUUGUACAAAGAACUGUCGAAAGAGAUUGAGGAUUACUUGUGGCAUCGUUUAUUGAUGCGCAAUCAAUUCUCUGAAAUUGGGGGUUGGCAAUUUACGACCGAUGUUGAGAAGGGACUGUUUACUAUUGGGCGAAGAUGGGUCAGGAAGCCCGAGACAUAUUUCAGAAGGACACACGACGCGUGCAUUCUGCUCACCCUGCCAACCGAAAAGGAGCAUAGACACAAUACUGGAAAACAUAGGACUAUCUUUGACGUCCUGCAAAUUCUAACUAAUAAUGAUGAACCAAAUGCUAUUCCAAGAUUAUUAGAGGAAUUGCAAAUAUAUGUUUUGAACGCUGAAGAAGUGAGAGAAGUAAUAGAGAGACGAGUAGAGGUUUGGAGGCAUUAA